Messenger RNA from Syngnathus acus (greater pipefish), 1244 nucleotides. It is a transcript of the gene myl9b, whose product is annotated as myosin, light chain 9b, regulatory. The transcript is spliced from 4 exons. Gene Ontology annotation, molecular function: calcium ion binding. Gene Ontology annotation, cellular component: cytoplasm; stress fiber; myofibril. NCBI's taxonomy places the organism in Eukaryota, Metazoa, Chordata, Actinopteri, Syngnathiformes, Syngnathidae. The record is from RefSeq and is a predicted model, not a curated record. Gene Ontology annotation, biological process: platelet aggregation; myofibril assembly. Bases 176 to 697 code for a protein of 173 amino acids.
CUCGCCAUUGGCCGGGACGGGAAGGGGAGGGUCUGAUUCUCUAAACAAACUUUUCCGUGGGACUGCCUGCUUCCCUUCCCACUUCAGUGCUGUGUCUGGAGCAGUGGACAAAAGGCCUUUGAGGGACUCCCCACGUAGUUAUACCUGAAAACAAGGCCCAACCUCAACCGCCGCCAUGUCGAGCAAACGCGCCAAGGGAAAGACGACGAAGAAGCGCCCCCAGAGGGCCACUUCCAACGUAUUUGCCAUGUUCGACCAGUCUCAGAUUCAAGAGUUCAAGGAAGCCUUCAACAUGAUUGACCAGAACAGGGACGGCUUCAUCGACAAGGAGGAUCUGCACGACAUGCUGGCUUCUCUGGGUAAAAACCCAUCUGAUGACUACCUGGAGGGCAUGAUGAGCGAAGCGCCGGGACCCAUCAACUUCACCAUGUUUCUCACCAUGUUUGGAGAGAGGCUCAACGGCACCGACCCAGAGGACGUCAUCCGCAACGCCUUUGCCUGUUUUGACGAGGAAGGGUCUGGUGUGAUCCACGAAGACCAUCUGAGGGAGCUGCUGACCACCAUGGGGGACCGCUUCACAGACGAAGAUGUGGACGAGCUCUUCCGCGAAGCGCCCAUUGACAAGAAGGGCAACUUCAACUACGCCGAGUUCACCCGCAUCCUCAAACACGGCGCCAAAGAAAAGGAUGAUGAGUAGAAGAGAAAUGGGAGGCGGGCACUCACCUGCCUCUGCACACACGCCCCCACCCAGCCGAUUAUACGUCCUACUUUUAUGAAGUAAUAGAUGCUUGUGAUAUAUUUGCGAAGGUUACCAUGAAGAAGCAUUGCAUCUUAGCAAGUGAGCUUUGAGAUGCUAUUAACUCCACAAUGUGUGCACGCAGAUUGGGCAAUCAGAUGUAAAAUACCAGAAAUGUUGACCUCUUCCUGCCAUUUAGCUAGCACGCUUGCAAAAAGCAUUGCAAGUUUCCUCCGUAUUUGGUUUAUCUAUCGUGAAGUUUAAAUAGAUCGCGAAGUAGUUUGCUUCUAUUGUCUUUGACUGAAAUGCCCUUGAUAGGAAAUUCCCCUCCUCUGUCGUAUGACAAUCGAAUGUGGGCUUGAUGAGGCGUGAUUUCAAGAGUUUGUGGUCAAAACUCAAAUUUUACCAACUGGUUGUGUGUAUUUGGUCAGGAUCUGUCAUGUGUGCUGUGAAAUCACGGGGUGUAAAAUGCUCAGGUGAAUAAAGUAGGUUUAUCCGUGCCCUUUGA